Molecule: messenger RNA, 1989 nt
Organism: Schistocerca gregaria
Lineage: Eukaryota; Metazoa; Arthropoda; Insecta; Orthoptera; Acrididae
Gene: s-cup
Exons: 3
Coding region: 1299-1901 (200 amino acids)
Source: RefSeq, a predicted model, not a curated record
CGUCUUGCAGUCGCCGAGCUGAUCCGUCGCUCUCUGCUGCCGGCAAAAUGGUUACAUAAGCAGCGGGCCGGACGCAGCGUUAGUGCAGGGAUGUUCACGGGGCCCGCUUGUCUGUGUUUUGAGGGUAUGGUGUCACAAGAGCUGUUCCCAGCGCAUUAUUCCAAUCGCGGGACAGUACUCAUGCGGAAGUGACUGCACGAUGAUCUGCAUCUUGGCGACUUACUUUUCUGCCUAGCGUGGGUGUGAGCUUUCUUGCUUGUCCAUCUGCCUAAGUCGGUGGACACAAACUGGACCAGGAGUUUUCAGCUGGAGCAAGUAGUGCGCGACCUACCUCUACGUUAGGGAUCGUGUGUGAAGUGGUUGUUGGAGGAGCUGUGUAUCUUGAUCAUCGAAAGGCGUAGGUGCGUGUCGUACAGUAUGGAGCAGAGGACAGAAACUGUACCAGGAGUGUUCAGCUGUACCGAAUUUGUGUGCCACCUACCUGUUUGCGGCUGUUGGGACCGCUGGACGCUUCUCGAUCCGACAACUGGAUGAAUCGGUGGUGUAGCACGAUACUGUGGCGCAGACUAAACUGGAGUGAACGGUAGACAUUCUUCCCGCACGGUUCGGGAGAGAGUGAACUCGCGCUGGGCGCUUAUUGAUUUCCCAACUGUGUUAAGUGCGUGGUACGGUACGAUAAGAGGACAGAGGCAGUUAUCAGGCUCCUGGUGCCGUGUGCCGUCCGCAAGCAACAGUUGUCAGCGACGCCACUGCAGCGUACGGUCGGCCGCAGGCGAUAACGCGUCGUGUACAGCUUGGACGUUGCAAAUAGACGAACUAUACGGACCAUCGCUGAUGGAUGAGAGCUGGAACCUUUAUGUGUGCCUAGGGCGAUUGUGAUCUGGCUGUUGUAGCUGCUGCAAGCUUCUUGAUUGUCCAGUUGGGGAAGUCUGUGGGACAGUGCGGCACAAGGGCCGAGACAGGUAGUUGUUAGAUGUGAGAAGCUGCAUCGAGAUCUAAAAUUGCCAGUGACACCUCUGAGAUAUAAAGUUUGCUACUGACAGUGGGAGGUCGUUAUUAGCUUGGACUUUGUAGCUAGGAGAAGUCCUUGACUCAGUGACUUAGGAAGUCCGUGGGACAGUUCGGCUCAGGUGAUAAGGUCUGUUGACUCGUGAGUGACGUAAAGUAGCACCAUAUAGUGAAUAAGUUCGACUCUGUAAGUGGGCAGAGUGCAUGGUCUGUACACGGAGGAAGUGUCCCGUUGGAGAGACACUGGCGUGGGAGAGUGGAGACUUCGGGGUGAGGACGGUGUGAGGCGCAUGUCGUCGCAGCAGCAGCAGCAGCAGGGAGCGGCUUCCCUGUCGCUGGUGUCCGGGCCCGGAGCGACGGCCCCACCGGGGUCCCCAGACGCGAGGGCCCACGGAAUGCCGCCCGCCGCCUCGGCGCACGCAGGAGUUCACGGGAACGUCAACGUGCUGCUCGGAGGAGCGAUGCUGAGCGGCGUGAUCAUGGUGGUGUUCCUGGUGUGCUACUGCUGCCACCGCAACAUGCGCAAGGGGGCGCCGGAGCGCGCCAGCCAGCAGUACCAGUGGGCCGGCGACCAGGAGCUGCCAGAGCUGCCGCUGGAGGUCUUCACCGUGGACGGGCUGUGCUACGAGGUGUCCGGCGCCGUUCUGGUAGACGGCUGCCAGCUGUCGUCCGCGCAGCUGCAGGCGCGCCAGCAGCAGCUCCUGCAGCUACAGUUGCAGCACCAGCAGCAGCAGCCGCGCACCGCCGGCCAGCCGGCCGCGCCACCGCCCCCGCCGCCCCCGCGCAGCCCUCCCCCGGACUACGACGCCGUGGUGCUGCGCGACUCCAAGCAGGACGACCAGCUGCCCAGCUACGAGGCGGCCCUCCGCCUCGAGGCGCACGGAUACGUCUGACCUCCGUGGCAGCCGCCGUCUGCAGGCCACCGCCGCCACCUCCGCCGCCGCCGGCCCCACAGCGGUGCACCACAUGUUCUCCAAAUGG